AUGAGUCGAACAUAUAAAGGAUCGAGGAACAUCGCUCCAUUGGAUACUAUGUUGCCCACACCUCCCUCGACUUCUAUGAAAGUCAAGAGCCCCGUAGACAGUGAGGGAUUCCAACUUCCUGGCCCGUUGCUCGAAAACAAAUCGUCGCCAGAGUUACCAUCACGUCGAUCUACUACCCAACCUAAACGUAGGAAUCACUCUGAUAUCGAGCGCCGUCGCCGCGUAAAGAUCAAUGGCAAGUACGAUGAGUUGCGCCAGCUCGUGCCGUCGUGUGCAGGAUUUCGAUUCGCAAAGCGUGGUGGAGAUUCAGGACUUCACAAACUUGACAUUCUUUGUGAAGCUGUGGAAUAUAUCAAACAGCUACAGAGCCAGGUUGACGAUGCCCAUACCAAGAAGAUGCACUAUGCUGUGCCGUCUUCCGUGGCCAGUGAAACCGCGGUCUUGCGUGCACCAGACGUCACCCGACCAAUACUUAAUACCCAACUCCCUAGUCCUCAGCUCAUUGCCCUGGCUUCCGAGGCUGAAAAGCUAGCCCCGCUCCCAGUCUCUGGGUCCCAACGCUCUAGUAUCGCGAAUCUUCUCAAUUAA
Molecule: messenger RNA, 588 nt
Organism: Wickerhamiella sorbophila
Lineage: Eukaryota; Fungi; Ascomycota; Dipodascomycetes; Dipodascales; Trichomonascaceae
Product: Transcriptional regulator of yeast-form-adherence 6
Exons: 1
Coding region: 1-588 (195 amino acids)
Molecular function (GO): protein dimerization activity
Source: RefSeq, a predicted model, not a curated record